This is a messenger RNA of Lytechinus variegatus (green sea urchin), 1774 nucleotides long. RefSeq lists its product as uncharacterized. The transcript has 7 exons. The coding region runs from base 206 to 1039 and encodes 277 amino acids. The record is from RefSeq and is a predicted model, not a curated record. Lineage: Eukaryota; Metazoa; Echinodermata; Echinoidea; Temnopleuroida; Toxopneustidae.
UUGCUUCAAUAGAGUUAUAUCAUUAUACAAAAACCCUCGCUCCUUCCACGGACAGAAUCCAUUUUCUUUUGUAAAUAGAGCCGUAGGUUAUUAUAAUAUCUGCAGCAGUGUGUACCACUACGCGGCCCUUGGACUUCACAGGAAUUUGAUUCGGGCAGACAUUUAAAAGAUAUCACCAAGCGUUCAAGUAUACCUACCACUGAUAAUGCAGGCCACAUCUUAUCCGACCCAGCCGGGAGUCCCGGGCCAGACGGUCUACGUUCAUCAGCCUGCUCCAGUCAACUAUUCUUCUACUGUCCAGAAUCCAAACUCGACGAGUGGUGUGUCUCAGAACUUCAAUGGAGCAGCAGGAAGAGCAACCGGUUGGCUUCAGCUCUUUCUUGGUAUUGGGAGCAUCGUCGUUGCCAUUGGCGAGUUGGUACUCCAGACUCAUAUUGGCUACGUCGCUAUGGGGAUCUGGGCUGCUGUUCUGUUCUACAUCCCAACUGGGAUCUUAGGAAUAUGUUCCAUGCAGAAGAACACUUGUGUAAUCAUCGGUUAUCUUACGAUGUGCAUCUUAACUGCCAAUGUUGCCUUUGGUCAAAUGAUUGCUGGUGCCAUUGGGGCAGGGAUCUUAAGUAAUUACUUAACUUACUGCGAUUGGUUUUCCAGUUACUGCGAUCCAGCCUUAAGGAACGGAAGCAUUGCUUGCGACUCUUUGUUGUCCAUCCUUGGAUUGGUAGAGAUGAUUGUGGCUAUUGUGGCUUCUGCUUACUGUUGCGGUGGUAUGGCCUGUGGCCAAUCAUCCACCCGAACCACAACGACCACUGUGUACACACAGCAGACGACCCCAAUGGUUGUAACAACUGGCCAGUAUGCCCAGCCGACAGGGAUCGCUCAACCCCCUCCAGCUUACAACGUUCAGCAGUCUUACCCUCCAGCGGGCCAACCUGCCCCUCAAGCCGGAUACAACCAGACCGGAUACAACCAAGGCGCAGCUGCCCCAUACAACCAGCAAGCUGUUGGACUACCAACCAAAACUGGCGGAAUGGUGGCCUAAAAAAAUGGUUGAAAGUAGUCAUAAAAGAAGCAUCAUUUCACUAUAUUACAUUAGUAAGCAUCUCCCUUUAAAAAGCCUGGUAAUGAUAAGCUUGAAACACAUUAAAAUAACUGACUCCCCAUUUCAUAAAUUCACACAUUUAGAAUUUUCUUCCUCAUAAAUUAAAAAAACGGUAAAGAUACGAAUUCUACAGACGGUAAUUUACGCUUAGAAUUAGUUCCCUGUGCCAUCUUGGGGAGCUUUUCAUGAAAGUUGUCAACACUGGCAAGUCGUCUUUCUCCGACAGCUACAAUAGUAACAGCUAGAGCAUGAGGCCAGCAGUGCCUCUGAGCCAAUCAAAACCAAUGAUUUCACGUCAGCAUUGACAAUUUAGUCAGUGCUCAUGAAACACCCAGAUGAUGAUGGUGAUGAUGAUGAUGAUGAUAAUGAAGAUGAUGACAUGGUCUUUUGUCGUUUUGCUAUUCAAUCAAUUUAUUGAAAAGUAACCUAUAUCCCCUACAUUCCAGCUCCUUCUCAGCAAUUGGUGUAGGGUUUUUUUUCUUCAUGAGUAUGACAAUUUUCGCCCGUUUCGCGAUAUUAUAUUUUCAGUAAUGCUGAAAAUCAUAUCUUGAAAUGCCAUGAAAAUUGUACUUCCAAAACGGAAUGAAGUGAGAAGAGUUAUAUUAGCAGAAAACAUGCUAGCAGUAGUAAAAAUAGCACACAUCUUCUGUAAAGGUCUGGGUGAAGAUUUCAAAA